Messenger RNA from Choloepus didactylus (southern two-toed sloth), 4214 nucleotides. RefSeq names its product protein tyrosine kinase 7 (inactive) (gene PTK7). The coding region runs from base 156 to 3368 and encodes 1070 amino acids. Gene Ontology annotation, molecular function: axon guidance receptor activity; protein kinase activity; ATP binding. The transcript is spliced from 20 exons. Gene Ontology annotation, biological process: synapse organization; protein phosphorylation; homophilic cell-cell adhesion. Lineage: Eukaryota; Metazoa; Chordata; Mammalia; Pilosa; Megalonychidae. Gene Ontology annotation, cellular component: neuronal cell body; plasma membrane; axon. The record is from RefSeq and is a predicted model, not a curated record.
GCGGCUCCGACUCGGGACGCCUCUGGCUGGGGCUCCGGCUGCUGCUACUGCAGCGGAGCCCGCGCUCCGGUGCGCUCGGCCAACUGAGUCCGCCGCGGAGCGCAGUCCGCUAGCCUGCCGUGCGCUCUCCGGCCCUUGUUCCCGAGCCUCCGGCAAUGGGAGCUGUGCGGGGAGCCCCGGGCAGCCCCCGUCGGCUGCCUCCUUUCAGCGUCCUGCUGCUGCCGCUGCUCGGCGGUGUCCAGGCAGCCAUCGUCUUCAUCAAGGAGCCGUCUUCACAGGAUGCGCUGCAGGGGCGCCGAGCGCUGCUCCGCUGUGAGGUUGAGGCCCCGGGCUCAGUGCAUGUGCACUGGCUGCUCGAUGGGGCCCCUGUCCAGGACACGGAGCGCCGCUUCGCCCAGGGCAGCAGCCUGAGCUUCGCGGCUGUGGACCGGCUGCAAGACUCGGGUGCCUUCCAAUGCGUGGCCCGGGACGACUCUACGGGAGAGGAAGCUCGCAGUGCCAAUGCCUCCUUCAACAUUAAAUGGAUUGAGGCAGGUCCUGUGGUCCUGAAGCAUCCAGCCUUGGAAGCUGAGAUCCAGCCACAGAUCCCAGUCAUGCUGCGCUGUCACAUUGACGGGCACCCACGGCCCACCUACCAGUGGUUCCGGGAUGGGAGCCCCAUCUCUGAUGGUCAGAGCAACCACACGGUCAGUAGCAAGGAGCGGAACCUGACGCUCCGGCCUGCCAGCCCCGAGCACAGUGGCCUCUACUCCUGCUGUGCCCACAAUGCCUUCGGCCAGGUCUGCAGCAGCCAGAACUUCACCUUGAGCAUUGCUGAUGAGAGCUUUGCCCAGCCGGUGCUGGCACCCCAAGACGUGGUAGUGGCGAGGAAUGAGGAGGCCAUGUUCCACUGCCAGUUCUCAGCCCAGCCACCCCCGAGCCUGCAGUGGGUCUUUGAGGAUGAGACUCCCAUCACCAACCGCAGCCGUCCCCCACACCUCCGCAGAGCCACGGUGUUUGCCAAUGGGUCCCUGCUGCUGACCCAGGUCCGGCCGCGCAAUGCAGGGGUGUACCGCUGCGUGGGCCAGGGGCAGAGGGGCCCACCUGUCAUCCUGGAGGCCACGCUGCACCUGGCAGAGAUUGAAGACAUGCGACCUUUUGAGCCACGGGUGUUCACGGCUGGCAACGAGGAGCGUGUGGCCUGCCUGCCGCCCCCAGGCCUGCCAGAGCCCAUCGUGUGGUGGGAGCGCGCAGGAGCCCGGCUGCCCUCCCACGGCAGGGUCUCCCAGAAGGGCCAUGAGCUCGUGUUUGCCAGUCCUGCUGAGAGUGAUGCUGGCGUAUAUACCUGCCACGCAGCCAAUCUGGCAGGGCAGCGGCGGCAGGACGUCAACAUCACUGUAGCCACUGUGCCCACAUGGCUGAAGAAGCCUCAAGACAGCCAGCUGGAGGAGGGCAAGCCGGGCUAUUUACACUGCCUGACCCAGGCCACCCCCAAACCCACAGUUGUCUGGUACAGAAAUCAGAUGCUCAUCUCAGAGGACUUGCGGUUCGAGGUCUCUGAGAAUGGGACUCUGCGCAUCAACAAUGUGGAGGUGUACGAUGGGACGUGGUACCGCUGCAUGAGCAGCACCCCAGCCGGCAGCAUCGAGGCCCAAGCCCGCGUCCAGGUGCUGGAAAAGCUCAAGUUCACUCCACCGCCCCAGCCGCAGCAGUGCAUGGAGUUUGACAAGGAAGCCACGGUAUCCUGCUCAGCCACAGGCCGUGAGAAGCCCACUAUUAAGUGGAUACGGGCAGAUGGGAGCAGCCUCCCAGAGUGGGUGACAGACAACGCUGGGAACUUGCACUUCUCCAAGGUGACUCGCAGUGAUGCCGGCAACUACACAUGCAUUGCCUCCAACGGGCCGCAGGGCCAGAUCCGGGCCCACGUCCAGCUCACCGUGGCAGUUUUCAUCACCUUCAAGGUGGAGCCGGAGCGCACAACCGUGUACCAGGGCCACACAGCCCUGCUGCGAUGUGAGGCCCAGGGUGACCCCAAACCACUCAUUCAGUGGAAGGGCAAAGACCGCAUCCUGGACCCCACCAAGCUGGGACCCAGGAUGCACAUCUUCCAGAAUGGCUCCUUGGUGAUCCACGACGUAGCCCCUGAGGACUCGGGCCGCUACACCUGCAUCGCGGGCAAUAGCUGCAACAUCAAGCACACAGAGGCCCCCCUCUACGUUGUGGACAAGCCAGUGCUGGAGGAGUCGGAGGGCCCAGGCAGCCCUCCCCCCUACAAGAUGAUCCAGACCAUUGGGCUGUCGGUGGGCGCUGCCGUGGCCUACAUCAUCGCUGUGCUCGGCCUCAUGUUCUAUUGCAAGAAGCGCUGCAAAGCCAAGCGGCUUCAGAAGCAGCCCGAGGGCGAAGAGCCAGAGAUGGAAUGCCUCAACGGGGGGCCUUUGCAGAAUGGGCAGCCCUCGGCAGAGAUCCAAGAGGAAGUGGCCUUGACCAGUGUGGGCCCCGGCCCUGCAGCCGCCAACAAGCGCCACAGCACGAGUGAUAAGAUGCACUUCCCGCGGGCCAGCCUGCAGCCCAUCACCACACUGGGGAAAAGUGAGUUUGGGGAGGUGUUCCUGGCGAAGGCUCAGGGCUUGGAGGAAGGGGUAGCAGAGACCCUGGUGCUCGUGAAGACUCUGCAGAGCCGGGAUGAGCAGCAGCAGCUGGACUUCCGGAGAGAGUUUGAGAUGUUCGGGAAGCUGAACCACACCAACGUGGUGCGGCUCCUGGGGCUGUGCCGGGAGGCCGAGCCCCACUACAUGGUGCUGGAGUACGUGGACCUGGGAGACCUCAAACAGUUCCUGAGGAUUUCCAAGAGCAAGGACGAGAAACUGAAGUCCCAGCCCCUGAGCACCAAGCAGAAGGUGGCCCUGUGCACCCAGGUGGCCCUGGGCAUGGAGCACCUGUCCAACAACCGCUUUGUGCACAAGGACUUGGCUGCUCGCAACUGCCUGGUCAGUGCCCAGAGACAGGUGAAGGUGUCGGCCCUGGGACUCAGCAAGGAUGUAUACAACAGUGAGUACUACCACUUCCGCCAGGCCUGGGUGCCGCUGCGCUGGAUGUCCCCUGAGGCCAUCCUGGAGGGCGACUUCUCCACCAAGUCGGAUGUCUGGGCCUUUGGAGUGCUGAUGUGGGAAGUGUUCACCCACGGGGAGAUGCCCCACGGGGGGCAGACAGAUGAUGGAGUGCUGGCAGACUUGCAGGCUGGGAAGGCAAGACUCUCACAGCCUGAGGGCUGCCCUUCCAAGCUGUACCGGCUGAUGCAGCGGUGCUGGGCUCUCAGCCCCAAAGACCGGCCUUCCUUCAGCGAGAUCGCCAACACCCUGGGAGAUAGCCCUGCUGACAGCAAGCCGUGAGGAGGGAGCUGGGCAGGCUGUGCCUCUGGACGGCAUGGGCAGGGGUAGGGGCCUUCCAAGGGGUGCCUGCAGCAUGAUGGGCAAGGUCUCCGUCCUCCUCGGCCCUCCAGCCCCCCACCUUGGCACAACAGGCAUUGCUGAGGCCUGGGCAGGGCCUGGGCUUCCCUCUCCCUCCCUCCCCCCUCAGCCCCUGAGGAGGCUGAUUCAGACCCAGACUGGGUGACUAGGGCCUUGGGCUGGGCAGCUUUCUCUGCCACCCCUUCCCCCAUCAGGGGCAGUGUGGGUACCUCAGGUAACCCCAAUUUCUGUCCUGUGACUUCUCCCCAGCCAGGUCCAGCUCUGCCAUUCACCUGCCAGCUUUGCCUGGGGAGGGCUAGGCUGGGGAUGAGCUGGGUUUGGGGAUUGCUGCUUAAGAUACUCAAGUUCCUGGGUAGUUCUGGGCUCAUGGGGCAAAGGGGCCUCUUGGCACAUGGGUCCCACCUUGGGGUCUAGACAAGGACUGUGGAGACACAGCAAGUAAGUGCUCCCCUCCGUGGACUCGUGCAUGCUGACCCAGACCCAUGCCUCCUCCCUACUCUUCUCUCUUUUUCUCAUCCUAAGUGCCUGGCAGAUGAAGGAGUUUUCAGGAGCUUUUGACACUAUAUAACCCGCCCUUUUUGUACGCGCCCUGGGCGGCUUUUGUAUGUAACUGCAGCGUGGGGUGGUGGGCAUGGGGGGUGAGAGUGGGCCCUGCAGGGGAUGGAAGGGCCACACUGCCCCUUCCCCACGCCUUUAUUGUUGUUGUUUGUUUGGGUUUUUGUUUUUUGUUUUUUUUUACACUCGCUGCUCUGAAUAAAGAAGCCUUUU